Molecule: messenger RNA, 1986 nt
Organism: Papilio polytes (common Mormon)
Lineage: Eukaryota; Metazoa; Arthropoda; Insecta; Lepidoptera; Papilionidae
Product: membrane-bound alkaline phosphatase-like
Exons: 5
Coding region: 159-1841 (560 amino acids)
Biological process (GO): dephosphorylation
Molecular function (GO): alkaline phosphatase activity
Source: RefSeq, a predicted model, not a curated record
GUUAGAAUUUAAGUUUUAUGAUGGGAUUAUACGUUAUUAAUUAGAUUUUUAAUUUAUCGCAAUAUGAUACAUUUAGAUUAGAUAGGAACAGUUCAGUAUAGAGACGUUUAACGUUACAGCAGAAGGUGAACCGACAGUGCAUCCGACAGUUCAUCGUGAUGUUGUCUCAGACCACAUUUCUUAGCUUGCUGCUGUCGUUCGCCACGUCGCGGCUGGCGUGCGCCGACCGCUACCACCCCGAGAGCGCUACUCGUAGUGGCGGUGUAACAUUUAACUCGAAGCCGGCGGAGUUGACCGCACAAUACUGGUCGGACGAAGCGCAGGCUGCUAUACGGGCGCGGAAGGCGCGCCUGCGGGACGCCGCCGCCGCCCCCACUGCGCGCAACGUCGUCAUGUUCCUGGGCGACGGCAUGUCCGUCACCACACUAGCGGCGGCGCGCACGCUGCUCGGACAGCGCCAGGGCCGCCCCGGGGAGGAGUCCCUACUAGCAUUCGAAACUUUCCCUACCGUGGGUUUGACCAAGACUUAUUGCGUGGACGCACAAAUUGCAGACUCCGCAUGCUCGGCGACAGCGUACCUGUGCGGCGCCAAGGCUAACCGUGGAACAUUGGGGCUUACGGCGGCGGUGCCGAGACGAGACUGCGCCGCCGCCGCCGACCCCGCCGCACAGCUCGACUCCAUCGCUGCUUGGGCACUUGCCGAUGGACGAGACGCAGGUAUCGUGACAACGACACGAGUGACGCACGCGUCUCCGGCGGCAGCUUAUGCCCGAGCCGCGAACCGUAACUGGGAGAACGAUGCCAGCGUACGCAGUAACAAUCAGGAUCCGAAUAUCUGUCUAGACAUUGCCCAACAACUCGUUCAUUCCUAUCCCGGAAAUCAAUUCAAGGUCAUUUUAGGCGGCGGCAGACGUGAAUUUAUUCCUACUUCAACUAUCGAUGAAGAAGGUACCCCAGGUCGUAGAACUGAUGGACGUAAUCUCAUUGAAGAAUGGCAGAUAGAUAAAAUAGCACGCAAUGCUACGUAUCAAUAUGUGUGGAAUCGUAGCCAGUUGACAAGCUUGGCUCAGAAUACUCCUGAGUAUAUUUUAGGGCUCUUCGAGGGAAGCCAUUUACAGUACAAUCUGCAAUCCGACUCUGCCUCGGAGCCGACGCUCACCGAACUCACUGAGGUGGCAAUUCGGUCGCUCAGCCGUAACAAUAAAGGGUUCUUCCUGUUCGUGGAGGGCGGGCGCAUCGACCAUGCGCAUCACGCGAACCGGCCACAACUGGCGUUGGACGAGACGCUGGAGAUGAGCGCGGCUGUAGCGCGUGCCGCCGAGCUGCUCUCGGAGGAUGACUCGUUGAUUGUCGUGACGGCAGACCACGCACAUGUCAUGACGCUCAACGGCUAUUCACCGCGCGGUACCGACAUUCUUGGACCCUCCAACGACCGCGACGAGGCGGGCGUGCCUUACAUGACGCUCUCGUAUACCAAUGGACCCGGUUUUCGCUCGCAUCUCAAUGAUACUAGACCUGACGUGACAACUGAAUCCAAUUUUAGGGCAAUAAAUUGGAGAUCUCACGUGGACGUGCCGCUCGAGUCGGAGACGCACGGCGGCGAGGACGUGGCGGUGUUCGCGCGCGGGCCGCAGCACGCCAUGUUCGCGGGGCUGUACGAGCAGAGCCAGCUGCCGCACCUGAUGGCCUACGCCGCCUGCAUCGGCCCCGGCCUGCACGCCUGCAGCGCCGCCACCCGCCACUUCACUAUAUUGCCUUUGUUAUUAAUACCAUUUCUUCUUUAUAAAUUAUUAAGAUGUAUUCGAUGUGAUGAUUCAAGAAGUCUUUUUAUAUUUUUAUAAUGCAAGGCUUUUUUGAUAGUAUAGGUUUUAUAGUACAUAGUUACAUUCUAUUCGCGCAUUAAUAAAUAACAUCAACGACGAUUCUUCGAAAACUUUUUGAAGCAAAGUAGCGCCUUAUGUCUCCUCAAUACCUAUUAUAUUUGAA